Saprolegnia diclina VS20 is the source of this 2279-nucleotide messenger RNA. RefSeq lists its product as hypothetical. The transcript has 4 exons. The coding region runs from base 6 to 2114 and encodes 702 amino acids. Gene Ontology annotation, molecular function: calcium ion binding; protein binding. The record is from RefSeq and is a predicted model, not a curated record. NCBI's taxonomy places the organism in Eukaryota, Oomycota, Saprolegniomycetes, Saprolegniales, Saprolegniaceae.
UUGAGAUGAUACCGCCGUGUAGUGUACGGUACGAAGAGACGCUCGCCGAGAUCGCGCGUCUCGACGUGCAGCUCCAGACGCUCGAGACGUGUUCGCACAACAAGCUCGGCGAGUUUGCGCGGCCGCUCACCAUCAAAAUGGCUGGCGCAUGGCGCGUCGACACGUCGACUCUAUCGCCGACGCACGUAUCGAUUGGCCACCUCUACGACGCGUCGGGCAUGACGCUCUACGAGCGCUUCUUGCGCGCGCACAUGCGGCUCGUGGCCCUGAGCGCGCUCGUGUACGGCACCGAAUCUGUCGCCGUCGUGCGCGCGACGCUCGCACUCGCGACGAGCUACCUCCGCGCCGGUCUCUGGAAACAGUGCGCCGAGCACGCGCAGGCCGCCGACGCCUUGCUGCAGCGCCUCGCGCCGCAAGCAUCGCAGCCGACCGAGAGUAUCUCGACGCGUCAGAUGGACGGCCAACUCCAAGCGGCCUUUGCGCUCUUCCGCGCCCUCGACGUCAAUGGCGACGGCGUUGUCUCGCGUCACGAGCUGCUGACGGCGCUUGCGACCAAUGAUUUCUUCACGCGGCUCCGGGCCAAAGCGCACACGCUGCCGAAUGCCUUUGGCGCGCUGCUCGACCCGACACAGCUCGAUGCUGUCUUUAGCGCGGUCGAUGCCGACAACAGCGGCUCGAUCCAGUGGCGCGAAGUCGUUCGGUACUUGCACGGCCACGACAAGGCGUUUCAAGGCUACUGCGCCCAGCUCGAGAGGGCCUUGCCGCCGAGCCUCGUCGCUGCGCUGCACCAAGCCUAUCACGGUGUUGAGAGCGAUGCGACCCGCACUCGCAUCGCGGAAGCGCUCAGUCUCGAAAGUGAUUGUCACACGAGCCUCGUUGCCGACUAUCUCCGACACCAUGAAGACGAAGACGAGAAUCCUGACGAGCGCGUCGUCACGUGGCCCGAAGUCCUCGAGAUCGCGUGUCGAUCUCAGCGCGCUUCCAUGUUUACGGGCUUGCGACCUCGCAUCGCGCUACUUCUCGGCCGAUGCCACAUGAAGCGCGGCCAAAUCGAGGAUGCGACGGCCUGUCUUCGAAAGGCUGUGGACGAAGCCCAGGCGACGCUCGGUCCCGAGCACCAUAGCAUGGUGGAAUACUAUGUCGCCCUUGCUGACGUCCUCGUCCUUCGACACACGCAGGCGCUGCAGGUCGCCAAAGACUUGGCCGCCACCCGCUUUGACAAGUGGCUCUCCACGCCCGAAGGCGCACAGCGCAUCCGCACCGAGGCCAUCAAGCUGCUCAACGACGCCAACGAGGCCAAACAAAAGCUACCGACCAAGCGCGACGCCGAGGCGGAGGCCCGACGGUACCUCCAAUCGCUCCACGAUCGGCGCGAGGCCCAGCGCAAACCGGACUCGACACCGUUUCUCGACGAAGCCACAGAGCUGUGCACCAAGGUGUGGUCCAUGGAACAGACCCAAUAUGGCAACGAGCACGUCCACGCGGCGAUUGCAUUGGCGGGGCUCGGGAACGUCUACAUUGUCCGCGACGACCCGACGACCGCCGUGACGUACUUUUCCCAAGCGAUCGCAGCGUUCGAAGCCGCUUGCCACGGCAGUGUCCCCGCCGCCGCCUUUCUGCGCAUGCAUGUCGCCAAGGUCUACGUCCACAUGAAGAAGAGCGCCGAGGCUGUGGACCUUCUUCAAGAAGCGGCGACCUUCUUCACAUCGCACGCCGCCAAGUUUCUGGAUGCCGACACAACGCGGCGCGACUGCGCGGCCAACGCCAUUGAUGCGUGGCAGGGCUGGCUCGACCUUGCAGCGUACGAGAGCCCCGAAGUUGUCCACGGUGUCUACCUAGGCAUUGUGGAGGCCGCCACGAUCGGGUACGGCGAGUUCAGCCUCGAAGUCGCCGACGCACAGAUGAAUUUGGGCCACUACUUGCUCAAGCAGCGCCGGGAGCUGCAUGGCGAUGGCGAAGUCGCGCUCGAGGCGGCGUGUUACAUUCUCGAGGUUCACCACGGCCUCCACGACAAGCGUGUCCGGCGGCUCAAGCAAGAAGUACACGCAGCCGCGGCCAAGCGCAAGCACGGCGACGACUCGCCCGAGUCGCACGACACGUCGUGGCUCUUGUAGAAAAAAGAAGUAGCGUUCGUAUUGUACGUGCUUGGGAACAUGACACGCGCGAGUAUACGAGUUUGGCGUUGACGGGAUCCACGGCGUCCAGAACUGAGCGCGACAACGGCCGCCACAAGUGACCUUGAGGCGCUUGAGAUCAUAAAGGAGCCGUGUUCUUGUCCA